GAGUUUGUAUGCUGACUAGCAACCACUUUCAACAUUUCUGCAAAGCUAGAGAAGGGUUCCCAGUGCCGGUUCCGACACUCUGAAGAGGCCCUUGGCAGUGACACUGUGUGCUCAUUAUGGAGAGAGGGAAAAUGUUUAGAUCCGCUUUGCAGAUUUAGACACAUGGAAAUGCAGCAAAACUGCAGCAUUUCCUGCUUCUGGGAAACUCAGCCUCUUGGUUGUGUGAAGAUCAGUUGUAUCUUUUAUCACAGCAAACCUCGAAAUAUUAAUGGACUAUUUUUGCCACCAAGUAGCAAUAUCACACUACAGAAAGAAACUCAAGAAGGAAUUCCACCCCCAACCCAGAGCCAGGAACCUCUGAAACCUCAGGAAAGUAUAUCACGACCCAUUCACCAUCCUUUAGUUUUAAAAACUAACUUUGAGGAAGAAGAGGAUGAAGAAGAUGAACAAAAUGAUGCUUCUAGUUUAUGGACAAAGACACCUGAAGAAAUUGAAGAAAAAAGAGCAAUAAAGGAGAUGUGUUAUAAAUCUGGUGAAUACUACAGAUUUCAUAUUCCUCCAGAUACUUCAUCGUCAAAGAGCGUAGCUACUACAGUGGAAAAAGAGUUAGAAAAGCCUUUGGAAAAUGGCAGUGAAUUACAAGAAGGGGAUGGUCUUACGGUUCCAACAAAAUUUAGCCUAAUUGAACGGCAAGGUGAGAUAAAAGCAUCGUUGGAUGGGAAACCAAGGACUGACAUUGCUGCUUUUGAAAAUGGAGAUAACAAGGACAAUCCUCAUCCAAAGCGUUCCCUAACUACCCGACUAGUACCUACAACGCAUGUAUUAAAUGCUACUGAGAAUAUCACUAUGAAGUGCAGAGAGGACCCCUCUUCAAGUGAGACAUUAGCUCUAUCGCUUUUUGGCCUUAGAUAUAUUUGUCUUAUUAUGGAUUUGAUUGCUUGUUUGAAAUACAAAUAUAUGUCGGCAUCUUAUAAUGGUUCAGCCUGGCGAAAAAGAAUUCCUUUUUCAAAAACCUCUUCAAAAACUGAAAAGAUAUAUACAGAGCCAAGAAGAAAUGGGAGCAAGUGA
Messenger RNA from Trichechus manatus latirostris (Florida manatee), 1068 nucleotides. It is a transcript of the gene ZC3H11D, whose product is annotated as chromosome unknown C12orf50 homolog. Bases 163 to 1068 code for a protein of 301 amino acids. The transcript has 10 exons. Gene Ontology annotation, biological process: poly(A)+ mRNA export from nucleus. The record is from RefSeq and is a predicted model, not a curated record. Lineage: Eukaryota; Metazoa; Chordata; Mammalia; Sirenia; Trichechidae.